AGGGGCUUCGAACGCAAGUUCCCCGUAUUAUAGUCGAAGCGUAUUUCUUUGAAGCCCGCAAGUGUCAGGGGGCACCUCCUUGGGAAAGCUGAGACCAAUUGCACUGAUAUACAGACACUAUAGUUGACGGACCACUUGCACCAUAUUUUCCUGGAUUUGAUUAUAAUUUAAACUCCGCUCACAAUCUAUUAUUUAAGAAACUUUUUAAUAAUUUGGUUAUCGAUUUGUGUUAAUCACUAAAAAUAAAGAAACAAUGAAGACUUCAGUGUUAGGACAUGAUUUCGGAAUGACUCCAACUGUGGAGGACAUCGUUAGAGACACAAUCCUCGAGGACAACAGCGAGGAUGCCUUCUAUGUGGUUGACAUCCAAGACAUUCUGCGAAAGCAUAAGAAAUGGUUGCUUAAUAUGCCUCGAGUGCAGCCCUAUUAUGCCGUCAAAUGCAAUCCGACGCCAAUAGUGUUGGAACUGUUGGCCUCUUUGGGCAUUGGCUUCGACUGUGCCUCAAAGGGAGAGAUUGAAUCGGUGAUGAAUAUUGGCGUCACGCCAAACCGUAUAAUAUAUGCCAAUCCCUGCAAAACCAAAUCAUUCAUAAGACAUGCGGCAGACGUUGGCGUCGAAGUAAUGACUUUUGACAACGAGCUCGAGCUCUACAAAGUGAGACAAUUUCAUCCCAACGCCAAAAUGGUUUUACGCAUCAAAGUAGACGACAGUCACGCCGUGUGUCGGUUGGGCCUCAAGUUCGGCGCCGACAUCGACAAAGUGCCGCAUUUGCUGCAAACCGCUAAGAAUAUCGGCGUUAAUAUCAUUGGUUGCAGUUUCCAUGUGGGCAGCGGUUGCGAAAGCGCCGACGCCUACACCGAAGCCAUUGCUAAUGCAAAGUAUGUCUUUGAUUUGGGCCGAGAUCUGGGCUUCAAAAUGACUUUCCUUGACAUCGGCGGUGGAUUUCCCGGCACUUCUGUCACCAAAGUUAGCUUUGAAGACACGGCAAAAGCAGUGAGCAGUGCACUGGACAUCCAUUUCCCAAGUGUCGAUGCCAUGGGAAAUGAAUCCAACAUUACUAUCAUUGCAGAACCGGGACGUUAUUACGUGGCCUCUGCCUUCACUUUAGCCACUAAUAUAAUCGCCAAAAGGAGUGUCCAAAUGGAGGAUCAGACAGCAAUGAUGUAUUACCUGAACGACGGUGUGUACGGGUCGUUCAACUGCACCAUUUUCGAUCAUUGGGUCGUCGAUCCCAUUCCCUUCCCUAUUGACCACCGUUUGGAAGAGCGCGCCAACCAUUUGACCACUUUGUGGGGUCCGACGUGUGAUAGUAUGGAUUGCAUCAAACGGGAUGUAGUGUUGCCUGAGAUGCACAUCGGAGAGUGGAUUCUGUUCAAAGAGAUGGGCGCCUAUACCAUCUGUGCGGGCUCUGAGUUCAACGGCUUUAAGAUGCCAUCGAUGCUGUACUACGUGCCCGCGUAUACCCUCCAAAUGCUCCAACAUUUGCCAAAUUGGAGCCGCAUUUCAACCAUUCUUGACAUUGAGAACCAAGACUCGACUGCAAUGGAUGUCUAUGAUGUGGACCACAGUCUCGAACUAAUAUCUGUUCAUUAAAUCUAUUUUUAUUUUCUCUUUAUUUUUAUAAUGCAUUCCAUUUAUAAUUGACUUUUUAAUUAACUUCCUUUUUUCAAUUUUUCUUUUCUAUUUCAAACAGU
Oppiella nova is the source of this 1695-nucleotide messenger RNA. The record is from the annotation of a GenBank genome assembly. Lineage: Eukaryota; Metazoa; Arthropoda; Arachnida; Sarcoptiformes; Oppiidae.